CAUGCAACACGGCUCACUUGGCCCAUCAUCGUCGUCUCGAAAGACUACAGUAACCAGCACAGCGGGCUCCGUUCACCUUCAUCACCGCUCUUCAAAUGGUUUCUCGACAGCAUCACGAGCUCAAUUGAACCGUCACAAUGAAAUGGAUUUUGGGAAAAUGUUUGCGGCAAUGGAGAAAGGUCACAAAGUGUGCAAAAUUGCGGUGUUGAAGAAAUGGGAUCCAGCCUAUAAACAAUUAACGUUGGAUCGGUACUCGAGGCAGAUUUUUCUGACAAAAUUGGAACUGUCAGCUGUUAGAAAUAAACCGACAAUUCUAGAUAUUCGACAAAUCCGUGAAGUACAGACAUUGAAUUACAAAUUGAACACAAUUAAAGUAGAUGAUAAAUGGAAAAAGGAUCGAGAAAUCGUAAAUUUUGAUUCAAAAGCCAUUCUAAUCAUCUCAUAUGGAAUGGGAUUUGCUCUUUCCUAUUGGAUUCUUUUGUUUGAAAGUGAGGAUGCGUGCAAAUUAUGGUCACAAGGACUUCAUAAUUUGAUGAUGGACACAAGAGAUCGAGACUCAUCCCCUCAUCCAUUGAGAAUUGAACGAUUUCUGCAUAAACACUUUUUGAGUUUAAUGUCACCGGCUAAUGAUGCCGUUGCUCGAAAGCAUAUGAAACCAUUUGUUCAAACCUCCCUCCAAUUCAAAGUUCAAUCUGAUCAGCUCCAACAAGUGACAGAAGAUCAAAUGAAUUCUGAUCAAUUCAGUUUUGCCAGUCGUCAACUUAUCCAUGUACCUGAACUCUUCUCUUCAAGAUUCGCUGAUCUUGCUGAAAAACAUGAACGAAAAGGUCUUGUGGUGACGUUUCAAAAUUUUUUGCGAUUUCUUGAUGGCAAACAAUUCGAUGAACUUGCCUCGAAUCGAACGAGAGCUUUGGAGUUUUUGAAUCGAUAUUUUCAAGAAGAUCAAGCAUAUUUUGGAGAUAGAAAUGAGCCUUCAAUGACUGUUUUCGAGUUUUGUGAUUUUUUAUUUUCAAGGGAGAAUUCGCUGUGGGACCCAACAAAUGAGAAAGUUACUCAUGAUAUGAGCAGACCAUUGUCUCAUUAUUGGAUUGCCAGCUCGCAUAAUACAUACUUGACGGGUGACCAACUUCGAUCUGAAUCUUCUUUGGAUUGUUAUGCUCAAGCUCUUUUGAUGGGUUGUAGAUGCAUUGAGUUAGAUUGCUGGGAUGGACAGAAGAAGCCCGGGUCAGCCGAGUUCAUUGAUAUUGUCAUCUAUCACGGGUAUACGAUGACCUCAAAAAUUUUGCUCCGCGACGUGCUUCACGUCAUCCGUCACUAUGCAUUUGUUACGAGUGAAUAUCCAGUAAUUCUAUCAAUUGAGGACAACUGCUCGGUGCCAGCUCAACGGCUUCUAGCUCAAGAACUGAAAGAUAUUCUUGGUGAUUAUUUAUUGACACAACCAGCAAAUCGUGAAGAAAAACAAUUGCCCUCCCCGGCCGCGUUGAAGAAGAAAAUUAUCGUGAAGCAUAAGAAGUUGCCGAUAGAAAGCGAGGAUUUGGCAGCUGUGGUGAAAACUGAUGAGUUCCAAGACACGGAAAUCAUAUCUCGCGAAUGUGUAAAGAAGGGGAUCCUGAUGGUAAAAAACAACAACAGUCACGAAUGGACAUCUCAUGUUUUCAUAUUAUUCCCUGAUCGUCUUUGCUACCUGAUUCAAACCGCUGAUCCUGAAAAUCCAAAUGACGAUACAGUGAGUGUAAGUGGAGAUGAAGAACGGGAAGAAGAGACGCCUUCUGGAUUUGGAGUGAAACCUGAAGAAAUGCAUGUGACUGAAGAAUGGUUCCAUGGAAGAUGUGAACGGGAUGAAGCGAAAAAACGGAUUCUAGAGCAUAAGGAGAAGGGAAAUGGAUUGUUUAUGAUUCGAGAUUCGAAUCUGUUCAUUGGAGAUUUCUCACUUUCGAUUCUACAUGACGGGAAAGUUCAUCAUGUUCGGAUAAGAUCCAAGAUUAUUGAUAAAGAGAAAAAAUAUUACUUCAUGGAUAACAAAGUCUGCGACACUCUUUACGAGUUGGUCUCUUACUACACCCGUCACUACCUCACAACUGCUCAUUUCAAAAUGGUGCUCACGAUUCCAUGUCCUCAACCACAACCGCAUCUUAAUCAGCCAUGGUUCUCUGCUACUGCUGACAAGGAAAAAGCCGAAGAACUUUUGAGCUUGGUGCCAGAAGAUGGUGCUUUCCUAAUUCGGACGUCAUCGACUGACUCUUCAGUUUACGUUCUUUCGCUAAAAGUCGACGGCGAAUUCUGGCAUUAUCGAUUGAAAAGAGAUGGAAGAAUUUUCGUGGUGAAUCAAAAAGUAUUCGAGAAUUUGAAUCAAAUUGUUGAAUUCUAUGCGAAUCGAGAAUUUGUUAGAGGAAUUAGUCUUCGAUUCCCUGUCAAUGAGAAGGAUAUAUCACACCUGACAGCUGAACUUGCAGAAGCUCGUACUCCAGGUUGCUAUAUGGAUCUGAAGGAUUUGGAUAAAGAAGUUCAAGCUCGAGCACUUCGACCGUAUCGAGGAACAGCUGAUGAUGAACUUUCGUUCCCAGCGAAUGUUAUUAUCACAGUACUCCGGAAGGAAGAAGGUCUUUGGAGAGGAAGAUAUGGAUCGUUGACUGGAUGGUUCCCUUCGGCCCAUGUACAAGAGAUUCUACCAGAGAAAGUUUCAACUUCAGAAACUAGCAACUACAACACAAUCGAGCUAGCUGGAACACUAAUUGAACGGAUUCAUGAUGCUGAUCGUCCGAAUGUUAUCAGAAUAUCACAAUCAAAUCAACAUUGGAUGAACAAGCAAUAUUAUUUGUUGGCUGCUUCUUCCUCCGAGGAAGCAGAUGGUUGGCAAAACAAUCUCUUCGAGCUGACUCGUUCAGUUAACACAAAAAUGAGCAUACUCCGAACCAAAGAAAAAGAAAAACGAAUUGCCGCUGAGCUCUCAAAUCUAGUCGUCUACUGUCAAGCUGUUCCAUUCGACCCAGCCCAUAUCUACAAUGACGCUUUCUAUGAAAUGUGCUCAUUUGUCGAGGGAAAACUUGACAAACUGGUUGAAAAGGGGCUUCUUCCGUUUAAUUCCCGAAAACUCUCGAGGGUCUAUCCGAACGGAAGUCGAAUCACAUCGAAUAAUUAUAGUCCGGUUCCAAUGUGGAAUGCAGGAUGUCAUAUGGUUGCACUAAACUAUCAAACCGGUGAUAAACCCAUGCAGUUGAAUCAAGGAAAGUUUUUGGCAAAUGGAAGAUGCGGGUACCUACUGAAACCAGAUUAUAUGUUAACUGAUGACUUCGAUCCUACGAACACGGAAAAGUUUGCAACAGCUUAUCCCAUUCGACUGAAUGUUCAAGUGAUUGGAGGACGUCAUUUGUCAAGAAAAGAUAAGAAUAAAGGAAUAUGCUCCCCAUUUGUGGAAAUUGAAAUUAUUGGAAUGCCAUGUGACACAAAAGUUUUUCAAACUAAAACUAUAGCAUCAAACGGUCUUAAUCCGAUCUGGAAUCAAACUUUCACAUUUGAGAUCCAGUGUCCCGAAGUAGCACUGAUCAGAUUCCACGUGGAAGACGGUGACUUUGUGGGACCAAAAACAGAUCCGUUCAUUGGUCAAGCAGUAUUCCCUGUUGAUUCAAUUAGAUGUGGAUUCCGAUCAGUUCCACUCAAAAAUCAGUACAGUGAGGAGCUUGAGCUCUCUUCACUGUUAGUUGAUGUACAAAUGUGCUCCAGAGAAGGAACUCAAUUGAUCAGGUCGUCGUCGCAUUUCUUGCAGGCGAGUCGUCUGGCUCCUGUCUUCGCUCACCGUAAGAUCACAAAUGGCGAUAGUAUCCCUCGUGAGAUGGCACCUCGGUUACGAACAUCAGCCACCGAUCGUUCACUAGACUCUCCAACAAAUUCCGAGUCAAGAGCCACUCUUCUGAGCGGCCAACGAGGUAGCCAAGACUCUAUGGACAGCGCUGCCGAAACAUCGUCCAUUGCAUCUGGAACAAUAAGCUCUCGGGAUGGAAAGAAGAAACAAAACUGGCUCAAGAAGUUCUCAUUUGGAAAAAGUAGUAAAUCAUAGAUAUAAACUCAGCACUUUCCGUUCUGUUUUUUGCCACAAAAUUUUGGAGCAUUUUUUAUAGUUUAAGUUUAAAUAUACCCGGUUAGUUUCAAUCAAUACAAGUUACUAGUUACAACUCAAAAUUCGAUAUUUCUCAAUUAUUUCCGCAUUCCUCCAAAUCCAAAAUGUGUUCAUUCCUCAUCAUUCCUUCCUCUUCUUGUUUAAUUUUUUUGUUUUUUGACACUUUUUUUCAUUUCAAGUUCAAACCUCAUCGGAUUCUGCUUUAACUUAUGACAAUUCUCCCAAACACUUCCAAGUCAAUUUAAUUAGUUUUGCUGAGAUUUUUCUUGUACCUUUUAUUAUUAAUUGUUAAUAAAAUUAUGCAUUUUUUGGU
Caenorhabditis elegans is the source of this 4427-nucleotide messenger RNA. It is a transcript of the gene plc-3, whose product is annotated as 1-phosphatidylinositol 4,5-bisphosphate phosphodiesterase gamma plc-3. The coding region runs from base 2 to 4054 and encodes 1350 amino acids. The transcript is spliced from 13 exons. Lineage: Eukaryota; Metazoa; Nematoda; Chromadorea; Rhabditida; Rhabditidae. Gene Ontology annotation, biological process: signal transduction; phospholipid catabolic process; intracellular signal transduction. Gene Ontology annotation, molecular function: phosphoric diester hydrolase activity; phosphatidylinositol-4,5-bisphosphate phospholipase C activity. The record is from RefSeq and is marked reviewed.